Colletotrichum graminicola M1.001 is the source of this 3078-nucleotide messenger RNA. RefSeq lists its product as uncharacterized. The record is from RefSeq and is a predicted model, not a curated record. NCBI's taxonomy places the organism in Eukaryota, Fungi, Ascomycota, Sordariomycetes, Glomerellales, Glomerellaceae. Gene Ontology annotation, biological process: DNA-templated transcription; regulation of DNA-templated transcription. Gene Ontology annotation, molecular function: zinc ion binding; DNA-binding transcription factor activity, RNA polymerase II-specific; DNA binding. The coding region runs from base 1 to 3078 and encodes 1025 amino acids. The transcript has 2 exons.
AUGACCUCCAUCAUUGAAGGAGCGACCCCCGCGCCAAAGCAGAUCCGCUUCGUCCACAACCAAGGUCAACCACCAUCCAAGAGACGCAGAAUCAACGCCGCCUGCCUGACCUGUCGCAAGCGAAAGACGAGAUGCGCCGGCGAGCGCCCCAUCUGCUCGACCUGCUCCAAAAACGGCCAUACAUGCUUGGGCUACAACGAAGCGAUUGAGAAGAAAUCUUCAGGUGCCGCCACCGCCACCCGGGACCCCCUACAUGACGGCGACGACGACGACGAUGAGGACGACGAAGAAGCCCAGCCUCGCCAAGAGGAAAACCGUCACGAUGAGAGGCGGCAGCAGAAGGAAAAGGAGAAGGGCCUGCGAUCCCCCGUUGUCCAAGCAAGGGGCGGUGAUGCUCGAACGACAAAAUCUGGUACCCCUCCUGGUCGCCCGCCUACAUUCCUGCGACGGUCCUCGGACUAUAGCUCUCGUGAACAAGAUCAAACCUCACAUCACCGCCGCACCUCCCGCCCGCGCACGACGUCUUUCUCCGACGAUGCUCAUAGCGCGCAUGGCCGUUCCCCUGUCUUGCAUCAUACCGAGCGCCAUAGGGUGCCCUACUUCCGCUACUUCGGGCCAACAGCCAUCGUGCCUGGCUACAAGCAGAUGGUCGUCUCCGUCCGGGAUAGAAGGCGGAGCACAGGAGGCUCCGCCAGUGCUACAUCGCCGAGUUCCGGUUCCAGUGUGAUUCAACCCAUGGGAAUAGCCCUGUCAGGCAUGCUUCCCCACGACGAGGAAGUCGCCGCGGACGAAGACCUGCCCGUAUACGACCCUACUGAUGCUGCGCCGGUGCACCCCUUGAUUCUACACUUGGUGAAGACCUUUUUCCUGCAUUUGGGCUGCAACUAUCCCUUUUUGAAAGAAGAAAGAUUCGUUCGCAUGGUCAAGGAGAAGAGAAUCGAACCAAUUCUUGUCGAUGCUGUAUGUGCACUAGCCGCCCGGUUUUCCGACUCGGCACAACUCGGACACAGCAAGGCAGAGGAAGCAUCGCAUGCGGAGAAAGGCCAGCAUUACGCCCAUAGAGCUAAAGCUGCUACUGUCGAUACGUUUCCCUGCCCAUCUGUGGGUGCUGUUCAGGCGCUUCUGAUGAUGGCAUACGAGGGCUUCGGUGCAGACCAGGACAGUGCCCUAUGGAUGUAUCUGGGUCUUGCUAUCCGCAUGGCCGUAGACCUUGGCUUGCAAAAGAUGGUGGGCGUGAGAUAUCAAGGUGAAAGAGACCCUCGGUUUACCCGUCACGGCGGCCAAGCAAGCAGUGAGGCCGGGGCAGACGAAGAGCCACAAGAAGACAAAAACAAUCUUACCCGCGAGGAGCAGCUCGAGGUGGAACAGGAGCGUACCGAUACGUUCUGGGCUGUCUUCAUACUCGAUAGGGUCAUUUCGUCUGGCACAGGCAGACCCGUGACCAUACGUGACGAUGACUUUGAGUUGGCGCUACCGGAGCCAACGCUCGACCCGACGUCGGGAUGGCCCGCCCCUUUCCCCGUCUUCAUUCAGAUCAUUCAUCUGUACGGCCGCGUUUCUGAUGUUUUGAAUAAUAUCCGUAAUGCCAAGGACAUCACGCAGGAAAAGUGGACGAGACUGGCCCGGAUGGAGCACGAGUUAACAAGGUUGUACCAAAAGCAGGAUCCCCGGCUUCAUUUCAGCGUCUCCAACUUCAAGACGUACUUGAAGUUGGGCCAGGGAACGAACUUCAUCCUCCUGCACUUUUGGUUCCAUGCGCUCAUCAUUAUCCUCCACCAACCCACCCUCUUGACUCCCUUUGGCUCGUUGAGCCGCACACACCAACUGCUACCCAACAGUCGUGAGCUGUCCAUGUCCAGUGCCAAAACCAUCGCUGACAUUCUUGCGUUCGCCGAACUCAUCGACCCAAAAAGCUUCAUCAGUAACCCGUUCACGUCCCAGCCUAUCUAUAUAGCCGCUUGCGCCUUCCUCAUGGAAUCGAUCGCAAACGCCUCCAAUCCUACAUCGCGAGAAACUUCUCCCCCGGCCGAGCUUAAGACGGGAAGUCAGAAGCAGAAGGCGUCCUCCCAUGACCACAGAGCAUCAUCUACAAAGCACUCUCUCUUGGCCUCGGCCGCCAAUCAGAAUUAUUCGCGCUGUUACAAGUCUCUGCAACAGUUACACAAGUACUGGGGCGGCGUCAAGUACAUUCUCACGGCGCUUGACCAGAAGUCCGAGGGUAUAUGGGACUGCGAGACUUAUACCAGCGAGGAGUACGAAAGCACCAGGCUGCCCCGUCGCGGCUCCAUCGGCAGCCAGUUUCCACAUCCUACAUCGCCCAACAUGCCACCUAUCGCUUGGUCUCUAACGGGCACGACAAACUCGCCCAACUCAAGCCUUACGCUCAUGUAUCAGAACAUGCAUGCUGCGGCAUCUGGCCAUCACAGCUUUACACAGCCGCAGACGUCCAACGCCCCCACUUCCGCGCCUACGCCUCCCGGCAACAUGAUUUACGACCCGAUCCGACAGAGUCUUCCGGAGGCGGCGCCUCACUCCAUCUUUGCCACUGCCUAUCCCCAACCGGUAACGUCUGCCAUGCGACACUCAUCCCGGCAGCACUCAUCCCAGCGGGUGUCGGCAUCUUCUAUGGAUAGCCCGCAUGGACAAGGGAGAGGACAAAUGCGGUUUAAUGGCAUCCACGAAGAGGAGGCGUCUUCUCCCAUGGGCCAUGGCGGCUCGAUGGUUGCCGGGUCCUCUGGUCCUCAGCAAACCCCUUCAUUCACACCGUCAUCGCAUAACUCGACAAAUUACGAUCAUCAUAUGAUGCCAUCCGUCUCCCCGUCUAGCAAUAUGCAUGAUGCGACAUCGCAGCAUCACCACAAUGGACAGCAUAUUGCGUUCGAUCCAACAUAUGCGAAUGCCACCUACUCGUAUCUCGGCCACGGCAUGGGUCCUAUCACAGAUGUCAUCACUUUCGAAAACCCGAUUGACAUAGGCGCGUUGGGUUUGCCCCAUGAGAUGAUGCCGCCGUGGUUAGAGUACCUGCCCGGCGACGUUCUAGGCCUCUUUGAGAAUAACGACAUGGACCCAGGGUCUUAG